AUGUCAUUGCUAUCGGACAGACAUAAAGAUGAACUCAAUAAAUCGAUCAUGGAGUAUCUUCAUUCGCAGAACCACAUGCAGGCGUUAGCAGCUUUCAAAGAUGAGACUGGUUUAGAGUAUUCGCCGGACCCAAAGUCAAAGUACGCGGGACUGCUUGAGAAGAAGUGGAUGAGCGUCAUCCGUUUACAGAAGAAGAUCAUGGACCUGGAAAAUCGAAAUUCUGCACUGCAAGAAGAACUGAACUCUGCCCCCGCGCGACGCGUCACAUCCCAAAGUGACUGGUUGCCCCGUGCGCCAGCUCGCUAUACCCUGACUGGGCAUCGUUCCCCUAUCACCCGAGUUGCGUUCCAUCCACGAUUUUCGCUUCUAGCAUCGGCCAGUGAGGAUGCGACCGUGAAGAUAUGGGACUGGGAGACGGGCACCUUUGAACGUACUUUGAAAGGGCACACUAGGGAAGUAUGGGGAGUCGAUUUCGACUCGAAGGGCAACCUGCUUGCGUCGUGCUCGUCCGAUCUCACCAUCCGAGUAUGGGAUACCCAAGAAUGGGAUAUCCCUGGCUACAGUGGAAAAACGCUGAGAGGCCACGAGCAUACUGUGUCCACAAUCCGCUUUGUGCCCGGCGAUGACUUCCUUGUUAGUGCCAGUCGAGACAAGACGAUCCGCGUUUGGGAAGUAGCGACUGCUUUCUGUGUUAGAACCAUUGUGGGGCAUGAUAGCUGGGUUCGAAUGGUCAUACCUUCAUCUGACGGACAAUUCUAUGGGAGCUGCUCGAAUGAUAACACUGCGCGUAUAUGGGAUGCAAAGUCAGGAGCAAUGAAGACGGAACUUAGAGGCCACGAGCAUAAUGUUGAGGUGGUCGCAUUUGCUCCUAUCGCUGCUUAUGCAGACCUGGGCACGCUAGCAGGUCUUACUUCUGUUCCGAAAGGUCCCGGUGCGUACAUCGCCACCGGUUCUCGAGACAAGACCAUAAGAUUAUGGGAUACCGCCAACGGGCGAGAAUUGAAGGCCUUGGCGGGCCACAACGACUGGAUACGAGGCUUAGAAUUCCAUCCCUCAGGCAAAUUCUUAUUAUCCGCCUCCGACGACAAGACAGUGCGUGUCUGGGAGCUCUCGACGGGGCGUUGUAUGAAGACGAUCGAGGCACACUCGCAUUUCGUCACAUGCAUCGCAUGGGGCCCGCGCGUGCAGCAGCAGUCGGACGGCGCUGCCGCGUCGGGUGCGACAGAUGAGGAUGCAAAGCGCGUCAAUGUGGUCGCCACGGGCAGUGUGGACCAGACACAUCUCGCGGAGCGGAAUGCUGCUGGUCCAAAUACUUCUAUCUCCCAUGCUGAUAUCAUCCUGCCACUCUGCCGGGGUAAGGCGCUCACUUCGGAAGGCAAAAUGGACACGUCCGGACGGGUCGUACUCCUCGGCGAUGUCACGACACAGAUCAGGCAAGGGACCGCCUUCGGGCGGCAUAGGGAGUACCACGACCAGUAUCUGCAGGGCCCGCAGCUUGAGCAUGGCAUCCAGCAUUUCGUAGAGAAUCAACUGCUCGCUCAGGUCCUGGCCGGGCACUGCCAAUUCUCGAGACGCAGAUGCGAGAGGCCCCGCAGGAAGUGUCGACCGAUGGGCAACUCGGACCAUGUACUGAAAGUCGUGGCGGGGGACAAAAUCGAAGGUGUGGAGAGAGCGACAGGGAAAGCGUGUGGUAUCUACUCCGCUGGCAAGAGGCCGCUGGUCUCCACGUCGCUCAGACUCGCUGCCGCCACCUGCGGGAGGCAUGCCCGUGGUUGUGAGAGCAUCUAG
Messenger RNA from Gloeophyllum trabeum ATCC 11539, 1788 nucleotides. Its product is annotated as WD40 repeat-like protein. Lineage: Eukaryota; Fungi; Basidiomycota; Agaricomycetes; Gloeophyllales; Gloeophyllaceae. The transcript has 10 exons. The coding region runs from base 1 to 1788 and encodes 595 amino acids. The record is from RefSeq and is a predicted model, not a curated record. Gene Ontology annotation, molecular function: protein binding.